AUGCUGUUCACCGCUGCUCUCUUCUCCGCAAGUCUCGCCUCGUACGCGUAUGCGCAUGCUGAACCAUCGACGCCUUUUGCCAAUCACCCCGCCGAGGUGGCUCGUCGACAGCUCGAAGCCAACAAGAGGCAUAUCAUGGCGCGCAAUUGUGCUCAUCAGGUAGCCGAGUAUCAACGCGUUCGCAAGGCCAGACAGGAACUUCGCCGUCGCGGACUCCACGAGCGCGCAGAAGCCUUGUGGGAACGACAUCCUCCCCCUCAUCAUUUACCUCCUCCUCAUCAUUUACCUCCCCCUCCCCCUCCACCAGGCCAUCAUCCUCAUCCGACUAGCUCGGCUUCGUCUUCGGUCUUUAGUACACACCCUCACCCGGGUACCUCGACAGUACCGUACUACAUCCGUGAUGAGUUUAUCCGCCAAGACCUUCGAGAGUCUCAACCCGGUACGACUCUCUACCUCGAUAUUGGCGUAAUGGAUAUUUCGACCUGCAAGCCCGCUUCCAAUGUCUUUGUUGAGCUCUGGUCUGCCAACGCCCAGGGAGAGUACUCUGGCUUUGGCGCUGGUCCUGCAUUGAACUCUACGACAACACUCUCCGCCACGAGCGCCCAGGCUUCAACUGCAACUAUCACGAGUACUCCGACAGGCUCAGUCCCUCUUUCUGUGCCUAGUGGAAUCGACUUUGGUACCAUUGUGAUCCCGUCACCUCCGAAGAACAAUAAUCUCAACUGGCUACGUGGGGGCUUGCCCACAAAUGCGCACGGCAUGGUCGAGCUAGUGACAAUCUACCCAGGGUUCUUGGGAGGACAGUGCACGUCCACACGAUGGUCCACCAGAACAUUAGCUAUCACAGUAACGGGCACGUCUUAUAUGCACCCAAUGCCGACGCUGACGAGUAAUAGCACCAUCAUCUCCGCGUCUGGUGGACUUCGACACACGGGCCAAAUCUUCUUUGAUGAAUCCGUCAAUAACGAGGUCUUGGCGCAGACUGCGUACCAAGGGAAUCCACAGCAGCAUACGUAUAACAAUGAAGAUCUCUGGGUCAUCCUGGCAAACGCGAAUGGGUAUAGCGCCUUUGCCGAUAUUGAAAAGCUGGGUGAUAGUCUCGAUGACGGUCUCUUGGGCUAUCUCACUAUCGGAAUUGACCCGACUGCGUCCUACAACAUUUCGUCGACCAACUACUAUGACCCGAACUUUAGUUCUGCACUUGCAGAUUGA
Molecule: messenger RNA, 1212 nt
Organism: Serendipita indica DSM 11827
Lineage: Eukaryota; Fungi; Basidiomycota; Agaricomycetes; Sebacinales; Serendipitaceae
Source: the annotation of a GenBank genome assembly